Messenger RNA from Chilo suppressalis (striped riceborer), 504 nucleotides. Lineage: Eukaryota; Metazoa; Arthropoda; Insecta; Lepidoptera; Crambidae. The record is from the annotation of a GenBank genome assembly.
AUGAGCAAUUUGGGGCAUAAAAGCUGGGCUGCGCUGGACGAAGAUUCUGAAACUGAGAGUGGUAAAGUUGUGCAGUCUUUUGAAGCACCAAUCACAAGAGGAAGUAAAGAGAAGUUAAAAUCAGUUAGUAGAGAAAAUUCAAGAAGUAGAAAAAGAGUAAAAUACCACAGCAACAGUGAUUCUGACUCUACAAAAUCAGUUAAAUCUUCUAGAAGACCACUGGAACUAGAGACUGAUGUUGCUAUUCUUCAAAGAAGACAAAAACAAAUAGAUUAUGGAAAGAACACUGUUGGAUACCACAAUUAUACCCAAGAAGUUCCACUGGAUAAGCGUUCUAAAGAGCAUCCAAAAACCCCUGACAAAUAUGCAAAAUAUAGCAGGAGAUCUUGGGACACCUUAAUAAGAUUGUGGAGGAAAAAACUCCAUGAAUAUGAUACAAACAAUUGUGAUGACACAGUGGAUAUUGCAGAAGAACUAGAUUCAGAUAGUAGUAGCAAUAAAUAA